GUGACCUGCUGCUCUGGCUAUGCUAGGGGCUAGUGCCAACAGAUGUUCCGCUGAAAACACAGUAGAUGCACAGGUUUUAAAUGAAAUGUGUCGUCUUAAACGACUAAGGGCCAGUAGCUGUAGAAGGUAACCGUUGCUGCAGCGGUGACUCUCAUGAGCGACCAUCAGUUUUUAGGAACGCAUGUUUAUGGUUUAAGUUUACCUCAGCUAGCUGGCUAGCUAACUUGAGCAGGCUUUUUCCAGCGAAGCAAAAGUGAAACAGGAAUCGGAGCUCCAUGGUUUCUCGUUCGCAGAGUUUUUCUCUUAUAAAACUCGAACGAGCAACAGCAUGACCCUCUUCAUCAUGAUGAAUUCCUGAGAUUUUGAGUCUUCAGCGACUCAUCAGGUCGCUUGCAUCAGUGGCUUGUUUUGGAUCAGAGGCCAGCGUUCAGCCUACGACCUGUCUGACCUCCCGAGCAGAGGGAGCGAGCAGAUGGGGAACUGUUGCUGUCGAAAUGAGAGUCCCUGUGGCAGCGCGGAGGAACGAAGUGUUUUGCUAAAAGAUGACUCGAAGACCGCGGUGACCUCAGGCGAAACCACUGUGGUGGGCACUUGUGGUCCUGGAGGUGAUGUUGACCUAAGAAAAACAGCUGAUGAGGACUGUGUGAAGGUGGUGUCAAAGGCUGAGGCUGAAGUUCUAGAAAAAGAGCUCAAUAACACUCAGGAGAAUGGACCCAUGCAGAAGGAACCUGCAAAAACAGCAACAACUUCUCCCAGGAAAGGAUCUGAACUCAAAGAAAACUCCACCAGGCCUCAAGACGAAGACAUAAAGGAACAUCCUGCAGAUGAUGGAAAACCUGAAAUUCAGCAAUGCACUUUAAACUCCCCCAAAACAGAGCAUACCACAGCUGACUGCAAAGCUUCUCCAGCUACAAACUCAGCCCAAGAUGAAGAAGAAAAUCCAGCCUCAGCGGAGGACAAAGUCCCUGAUAGUAAAUCAGUAACGGCUGAGGCAGCGUGCUCUGAAAACCACACUGAGACGAACACAACACAGCACAUAAUACUGGACACUCCUCCUGAUGAUGAUGAGGAAACAGGCUCCAAGGUCACUAUUGACGACGCUGCAGCCGAGCCAUUGGGGGAGAUUUCUCAAAACAAUGAAGUGUUAUCCGUGCCAAACGCUCAGCUUUCUGCUGCAGAAAGUCAGGAGACGCCUGUUCCUGCAGCUGCUCAGGAAGUUGACAAAGAGUCACAGAAAGAGUCUCUGAGACGGGCUGUGACAGAGGAUUCAGAGGCUUCUCCAGCGUGCAGGGAGGACGAUCCUGAAGUCCUAUCAAAAAGCCACGAUGCCUCAGAGGCUUCUCCUGGACCUGAGCCCCGAGAACUCAACCACAGUGAGGAACGACUCUCUGCCAACUCAGCCUGGGAGUCAGAGACCACAGCUCCAGUAGAUUCCAGUGAGAGCUCAAAGUGUGAUCAAGAUGCAGCCCAAGCUCUUGACUCUGUAAGUCCCAGCUCAAAGGAGUUCACUACUUUGGAGAGUGUGAGACAGGAGGAGGAAACUACUCUGAAUGAACAGGACAAAGAUGGAGAAGAUGCUGAAGUGAAGGAGGAAGACAAAAUGAAGGAAAAGGUUGAAGUUCAGGCUGUGAAAGAUGCUGAGGAUGAAGAGGUGACUGAGAAAAAGGAGCAGCUGACAGCGAGUACAUUCACUGAAGUAAAAACUGAAGAGACGAUGAGACCGGAGGAGGAAGAUUCUCCUGUAAACAGCCUAGGGAACAGUGAGGAGGAUUUGUACAGAGGAGCCGAGGAGCUGCCAACAUCUCAAACAAGUAAACCAUCCGUGUUAGAAUCAACACUUUUAAAGGUGGAGGACAGAUGCAGUCUGGCACCGGCUGUGGAUAUUCUGUCUUACAGCGAGCGAGAGUGGAAAGGAAACACUGCCAAAAGUGCUCUCAUUAGGAAGGGUUAUAAGGAGAUGUCCCAAAGGUUUGGCUGCUUGAGGAGAGUAAGGGGGGACAACUACUGCGCCCUCAGAGCCACUCUGUUCCAGGUGCUCUCCCACAGCACGAAGCUUCCCUUGUGGCUGCAGGAGGAGGACAUUACUAUGUUGCCAAAACAACUGGAGGCACAGGAAGGUCUGAUAAGUCAGUGGACUUUUCCUGGGGAGUGCCUGCAGGGAGAUGGGACUGGAGAUGCCAUCGCACAGCUCAAAGGCUACAUGGAGCUUCUAAGGACUAAGUGGCAGGCAGCGGUGGAUUGCUCCUCUGCAUCAGAGCGGCAGCAGCUCUGCGAGCGAGUGUUUCAGGGAGGAGAAGAGGAGCUCGGGCUGCUGGAGGCGCUCAAGCUGCUGAUGCUGAGCCGAGCGGUGGAGCUGCACGGCUGCAUGCAGGCCGGAGGGGACGUCCCGCUCUUCUGCUGGCUGCUGUUCGCUCGAGACUCCUCCGACUGCCCACGCUCCUUCCUCUCCAACCACCUCAGCCAUGUGGGCCUCAGCGCUGGCCUCGAGCAGGUGGAGAUGUUCCUACUGGGUUACGCCUUGCAGUGCACCAUUCAAGUUUACAGACUGUACAAGGCCGACACAGAGGAGUUUGUCACCUAUUACCCGGAUGACCAUAAAGACGACUGGCCGGCCGUGUGCCUCGUCACCGAGGACGAUCGUCACUACAACGUGCCAGUUGUUGAAGUUUCUGAACUUCAGAAGGAGCUCGACUCGAGCUGAUGCCUCUGCAGAGAAAUCUCCUGCCAUACAUACAAAACACUCCUCAGGUCCUUCAAGAUGAUAGAUUUACAACAAUUAAAUGAGUAAAUCGACAUUGUGGGAAUGAGGCUUUUGUAUUAGAAGAGAGAAAUGACACCACUAGCUUAGAACUGGUUAUCUUGGCGUAGCACAAAGUCUACAAUCAGGAGUAAAAGCUGGUGGGACAUUAAUUCAUUUAAGCUACAUGCAUUUCUAUGGAUGUUAUUUGUGUGAAACUAAUUUAAAAGAAAAGGUUAGAAGUGCUUAUAGCUGGUUUUUACCUUUUUGAGGUAUAGAUCCCAUUUUCUCCCUUUGCAAUAUAUAAAUAAUUCAUAUCAAUAAGGGCUUUAAGAUGUGAGAGAAUUUACACUUCUCAAACAUUAUUAGUCACAUUUAAACAAACUGUCAAACAAUAUGAUUUGAACGUGUUAAUCUUGAACUCUAGAUAUACUUUUCAUUUGCUUUAAAAACUAACAGGACCAAUUUUAGUAGCUCCUGCUGCACUUAGUCUGUCACAGCACUCCUCCAAAACAGCCUUCAUUUAUUUUCCACUGCACAGAUCCUCAGUGAGUGAUACGUUGGGUUGCUUUCAGACAUGAGGGUGAGAGUUCUAGAUUAAAAAGAACAACUUAAUCAUAAAGCUGAAAAAUUUACCCUUUGUCCAUAGGGGAUGGCAGUGUCAGAGAUGCAUGAUAUUGGAUUUUUUUCUUAUAUCCUAUCUGAUUUUGAUACCAAUAUACAGUCAUGUGCAUAAGUUUUGGGCAUGUAGGGUGCAACGUGGUCCAAUGUGCCACAAGUCGAUGCUCAGCUGCAUCCUUUUUGUCCGGGUCUUUUCACCCUUAGUAAUAUGCUUGGAAACCGCCAGCAGACCAGGCGCUCAUUAAUCGCAACAUCCAUACCUUACUCCACCCUAACAGUGUGGAAUUUUUUUAUUUUUUCAAGUGUAUUUUUUCCAUGCCCCUGGUAAUAUGCAAGGACAUCCAGAUCAUGACUGGGGUUGUGUCAGUCCUCCUUCCUGUCCAAUAGUGCCCUCAGGCAGUUUUACUCACCAUUACACUCCUUAAUUCAGCCUCAAGUUUUGGUCCAAACAUGCCUAAAAAAUCACAGAUUUAAAUGAGGCUUCAGUAAUGGGGGGGGGGGGAGAGAAAGGAAUUGGUACUUUGAAUAUUCAGUCACCCAUUUAAAUUACUUGGACGGAUGCAAAAAAUCAAACAUUUUACGAAAAAAAAAAUUUUUGAAAAAGUUUUGGUGACAGUGUGUGAGCAUGAUUAGCAAAACAUUAGAUGGAAAUAAACAGAGUCAGAAAACUAAGGCCUUUACUGUGAAACAGACACAAAACAAGAAAAUAUUGGAUUCCUGCGCAGGUGCUACUGAGUCUUUUUUAGAUAUGAACAGUCUUUGAUGAGAAACAGAAAAUAGUUUCUUUGGAUUCAGUUUACAUUCUCUCAGGACCUUACAUUGACUUUUUUUUUUUUUUCAAAGGAAAAAUAUAUUUUUGAAUUGAUUAUGAAUAAAUCUUCGCAGCCCUUUUCUACUACCUCAGAGCAUCAUGGACAAAUUCAGUUUGGUGCUCUUUGGCGCCCACUGAAGGCCUCCGAGUUUAACCGCGCUGUCCUAAUGCACUCAUAGUGCUGAUGCCUUCCCCUCUCAUAGACUCUGUGCAUUUGUUAGCAAUAGGGAUGAGUAUCUAAAUCCUUUACAGACACAGCCGAUAUCUACCAUACCGAAUAACGAGACAGACUUCAGUGCUUCAUUUUUGCGCCUCGCCACCCCAACAUGAUCCCCAAGAAGAAGUUACACCUGUUUCCAGUACUUAUAUGUUUUAUUGGCAUCUUAUCCCUGAAUCGUUUAAAAUACUGAGACAGCCUUUAUUUAGCUGCCAACUGUUAACACCCUUUUCUCUUAAAAGUAUAGAUUCAGGCACUGGCACUUUUACAAUAGCAUUGAUUUAGCACCGGUAUUGGAAAACUGGCUUCUUUUGAACUGAAGGCUGGUGUGUGAACUAGUGCCAUUAAAAACGAAUGCUCUUCUUUCAACAGGACUAUGGCCUGCUGCCAAAGUUACACAGUGCUUGAAGGCAGACCAGGGCGCUCUGCGGAAAUGGGCCAGAUCCAGUGCUCAUGAUGAGAUUGAUUGUACUCUUCGAUUGACUGAAACUGCUCUUUUAAUGUGAAAGGCAGCAUUUGGUUGCUUUAAAAUCAGGCUUUUUUGUCCUGUUUUAUGAGCUUGUACUAUGCUAAGAUAAAUCAGCAGCUGUCAGCAGUGAUGUUUUUUGUCAAGUCAUAACUAGAAAGCAAAUGUUUCCCAAAAUGUCGAUCUAUUCCUUUUAAAAUAUGCUGAUUUGAGACCCUGUACAAGAUGUGGUUUACACACUUUUGUACACACUGUACUGUAUACAGAGUUUUUUAUUUGCGUGUGUGUACAUAAUCAUUGAUCUGAUAUUGUGAGAUCAUCUCUGUUAAGCCCAAAUAAUUUCCAGGGUGUCACUUUGACAACCUUUCUGUUUUACAUUUCUCUCUAAAAGAAUUUUCUGCCAAUAGCGCUAAAUAAGAUGUUGUGUGUUUACACUGGAAUUGGGCACUUUGAUUUCAGUAUUAAUUUAUUGUUUUUGUUCUAUGUAAAAAAUGCAUUUUAACUGAAUUAAGUGUGACAGUGAUCAGUGAAAUGGCUGAAUUAGUCCAUGGAGGGUUUGACAAUUUAUCAGGUUUAACAGCAGCUCACACCGGAUGAUGAUCAGAGGAUUUAUUGCAGCCUCUGUGUCAGAGGUUUGAUUUCUGAUGUGUUUUGCAGCUGUGUGUGUGUCGAACUCAAUGUGUAACAUGUUGCCUUUAACCAAGCUGUUCUGAAGGGGAAAACGUGCCAAUGCUGCUGCAAAUACUGGCAGCCGCCCCAGCCACCAGCCACUGGAGUCAGUAGAAAACGCUCGCUUGGUCCUCCAUGUUGCCUUAGAAAAAAAAAAUGCACAAUAAGAAUGAAUGUUGGUCGUUAGUGAUUCGAGGCUGUUUCUUUCCCUCAUUCUAGAGCAGGUGAUGCUCAUUCAUUAACUGUACAAAAGAAAAAAGAGAAAAAAAGACAAAAAUGCCAUUUGCAUGAAUGAUCCUACAUUGUCCGAUUUUGGAAUGGCAUUUAAUUAAAAUGGAAGUACAACUUU
Molecule: messenger RNA, 5870 nt
Organism: Cheilinus undulatus (humphead wrasse)
Lineage: Eukaryota; Metazoa; Chordata; Actinopteri; Labriformes; Labridae
Product: flocculation protein FLO11-like
Exons: 11
Coding region: 473-2701 (742 amino acids)
Biological process (GO): protein linear deubiquitination
Cellular component (GO): cytoplasm
Molecular function (GO): cysteine-type deubiquitinase activity
Source: RefSeq, a predicted model, not a curated record